GAUGUAAGGUGGUGUUUGAUGGUGAUGUAAAAUGCAGUGAGUCACUGCUGUGUCCAAGGUUCUCUGUGGGCUGCGUCUUUGUUCCACAUUCUUGUUCUUAGAAACUGCUUGGCCAGUGUGCGACAUCAGCAUCGUCUGUGUGAGUCAGGUCAGGCUAAUUUCCUGUGGUGUAACCUGCCUCUGCUUCCUGCAUUGUCUUGCCCUAUCCAGCAACUUGCUUGGAAUGUGUACCAUAAUGAUUUCCACAUAUUGUCUCUUUAAAUGAGUGCCUCUUUUGCAACCCUUUGCCCUUCUGACGCAGAACAUUUAUACUUAACAAGUUUUUCCAUCUGGUCAUGAGUUUCUUUGUUUGGAAUGCGACUCGGUGCUCAGAUGUCUAACUUCUUCUUUUCUUGUUUUCUCUUUUCAGAAACAUGUGAAGGUCCUUGUGAAAGUUCGACCCGCGAGUUGGUCUUCAUCAACAAAAAGGCAACGAUCACCCUCCUCUUCCUCUAAACCAUUCUGUCUGCUCACUCAGCGGUUUUCUUGCAGGACAAGGAAACAUGGAUGGUCAAAAGGUCAAAGACAGAACUUUCAUGCGCUGUCCCACGUUUGGAGCAGUUGCUACUCUUUUAUUCUUCUGGCUUUUAGUGGUUCCUGCCUCAGAUGGGCAGACCUUCAAUAGUUUCCACCCAGAAAGACGAGAUUGGAUUUUUAAUCACCUGACUGUUCACCAAGCCACUGGUGCAUUAUAUGUUGGCGCAGUCAACCGUGUGUACAAGCUGUCAGGCAACCUCACCCUCCUUGUUUCCCAUGAUACAGGCCCAAAGGAUGACAAUAAGGCCUGCUACCCUCCUCUAAUUGUACAGCCCUGUUCUGAGGCCCUGGUGCCCACCAACAAUGUCAACAAGCUCCUCCUCAUAGAUUAUUCGCAAAAUCGGCUGCUGGCCUGUGGCAGCCUCUACCAAGGUGUGUGUAAACUCCUCAGAUUGGAUGACCUGUUUAUCUUAGUGGAGCCUUCCCACAAGAAGGAGCACUACCUCUCCAGCGUCAAUCAGACAGGGACCAUGUAUGGGGUGAUUGUGCCGUCGCAGGGCCAGGAUGCAACGCUUUUUAUCGGCACAGCAGUGGAUGGUAAACAGGACUAUUUCCCCACUCUUUCCAGCCGAAAGUUGCCACGUGAUCCGGAAUCUUCUGCCAUGCUUGACUACGAGUUGCAUACUGAUUUUGUGUCCUCUCUUAUAAAGAUACCAUCAGAUACACUAGCGCUUGUCUCACACUUUGACAUCUACUACGUUUAUGGCUUUGCGAGUGGCAGCUUUGUUUACUUCCUGACUGUUCAGCCAGAGACACCGGAGAACAGCAUGUCGUCAAGCGGAUCCAGCAGCGAUCUCUUCUACACGUCCCGCAUUGUUCGCCUCUGUAAGGAUGACCGCAAAUUUCACUCCUACGUCUCCCUGCCCAUCGGCUGUGUGAAGAACGGCGUUGAGUAUCGCCUGCUGCAGGCUGCUUACCUCGGCAAGCCGGGCCGCAUUCUCGCCGCUUCGCUCAACUUAAGUGCCCAAGAUGAUGUGCUGUUCACCGUCUUCUCCAAGGGCCAGAAGCAGUUCCAUCGACCACCAGAUGACUCGGCGCUCUGCGUCUUCACCAUCCGAGACAUCAACGCGAGAAUCAAGGAGCGCCUGCAGUCCUGCUAUCAGGGAGAAGGAAACCUGGAGCUCAACUGGCUCCUUGGGAAGGACGUCCAGUGUACUAAAGCGCCUGUGCCCAUCGAUGACUCCUUCUGCGGUCUGGACAUCAACCAGCCGCUUGGCGGCUCUCAGCUGGUGACCGGCCACACGCUCUACACUGAGACUCGGGACCGCAUGACCUCUGUGACCUCCUAUGUCUACAAUGGCUACUGUGUGGCUUUUGUGGGCACCAGGAGUGGACGUCUAAAGAAGAUUCGAGUCGAUGGUCCUCCUCAUGGUGGCGUCCAGUAUGAGACGAUCUCGGUCAUAAAGGACGGCAGCCCCAUCCUCAGAGACAUGGCCUUCUCUCUGGACCGCAACUUCCUCUACGUCAUGUCUGAUAGACAGGUUACCCAGGUUCCUAUUGAAUCCUGUGAGCAGUAUGGGACCUGUGGAGAGUGUCUGAGCUCCGGAGAUCCCCACUGUGGCUGGUGUGUCCUGCAUAAUAUAUGCUCUCAAAGGAAUCGAUGUGAGCGUGCAGACGAGCCGUAUCGUUUCGCCGCCUCUCUCAGCCAGUGUGUGAAGGCCACCGUCUUUCCCGACAGCAUUGCAGUAUCCGAGCCUAGCGUGCCUCUGCUGGUGAAGGUGAGUGAUGUCCCAGACCUUUCUGUGGGCAUCACCUGCUCCUUUGGCAACUUGACAGAGAUCGAGGGAAACGUAAACGGCAAUCAGAUACUCUGUGUGUCUCCUGCUGCAAAGGAUGUCCCGCUGAUACCGACUGACCAAGACUGGUCAGGUGUUGAGCUGAGGCUCAACUCUAAGGAGACUGGUCAGAUGCUCAUCAGCACUGAAAUCAAGUUUUACAACUGUAGUGUCCACCAGCUGUGUCUGUCAUGUGUGAACAGUGCCUUCCGCUGCCACUGGUGCAAAUACCGCAACUUGUGUACCCAUGACCCCUCCAGCUGCUCCUUCCAGGAGGGACGAGUCAACACCUCUGAGGACUGUCCCCAGCUGGUGCCCUCGGAGGAGAUUCUGAUCCCAGCAGGGGAGGUGAAGCCAAUCACCCUAAAGGCCAAGAACCUGCCACAGCCCCAGUCUGGCCAGCGAGGCUAUGAAUGUGUCCUCCACAUCCAGGGGGUCAGCCAUCGAGUCACCGCCCUUCGCUUCAACAGCUCCAGCGUACAGUGCCAGAACAGUUCGUAUCUGUAUGAGGGAAUGAGGAUCAGCGAGCUGCCUGUGGAUUUUUCAGUGGUGUGGAAUGGCAACUUCAUUAUUGACAACCCAGAGAAUAUACAAGUGCACCUGUAUAAGUGUGCAGCCCAGCGGGACAGCUGUGGCAUGUGCCUGAAGGCAGACAGGAAGUUCCAGUGCGGCUGGUGCAGCGGAGAGGGAAGGUGCACACUGCGACAUCACUGCCCUCUCAUCAACCCUUACACCACUCGCUGGCUCAACCUGUCCACCAAGAACGUCAAGUGUACCAACCCACGCAUCACUGAGGUUUGCACUGAUAAUCAGCUUUCUGUCUUGCUUGCCUGCCCACUCAGAUGCAGCUGCAGUCAGUCUGUCACUGUCUGCUUCCACUGCAAUCUGGAUCUUCAUUCAGUCACAAUUCAUCAUUGA
Molecule: messenger RNA, 3269 nt
Organism: Poecilia latipinna (sailfin molly)
Lineage: Eukaryota; Metazoa; Chordata; Actinopteri; Cyprinodontiformes; Poeciliidae
Product: plexin-A2-like
Exons: 11
Coding region: 543-3269 (908 amino acids)
Biological process (GO): semaphorin-plexin signaling pathway; regulation of cell migration
Cellular component (GO): plasma membrane; semaphorin receptor complex
Molecular function (GO): semaphorin receptor activity; protein binding
Source: RefSeq, a predicted model, not a curated record